Molecule: messenger RNA, 1017 nt
Organism: Penicillium lagena
Lineage: Eukaryota; Fungi; Ascomycota; Eurotiomycetes; Eurotiales; Aspergillaceae
Exons: 2
Coding region: 1-1017 (338 amino acids)
Molecular function (GO): FMN binding; oxidoreductase activity
Source: RefSeq, a predicted model, not a curated record
AUGAAACCCAAUGGGGGCGCAAUUGAGUUAACUCCUUUAUGUAGUUACGACUUUGAGCAAGCGGCUGCCCUGUCGGCACCCAAGAAAGCAUUUGCAUUUUACUCAACAGCCGACACUGAUUGUUGGACGCGCGAUGCAAACAAUGCAAUGCUCAGGAGAAUUUGGUUUAGACCAAGAGUGAUGAAAGACGUGUCUGUUGUGGACACGUCAAGCACAAUUCUCAACGUUCCCGUUUCGUUGCCGCUUUUUAUCUGUCCUACCGGAGUGGCAAAACUGAUCAAUCCCGAAGCUGAGAAGGGGUUAGCACGUGGUGCAAAGUCGACCGGAAUUUUGCAGAUAAUUUCUACUGCGGCAAGUCAUCCAAUUGAGGAGAUUGUCCAACAGGCUCCAGGUUUUCCAUUUCUAUUUCAGUUAUAUAUGAACAAACAGCGCGAAAAAACUCGUGAGAUUCUGGAGAAGGUCGAAUCCCUCGGGAUCAAGGCGAUUUUCUUGACCGUUGAUGCCGCUGGGAGAGGCAAGAGAGAAGCAGACGAACGCCUUAAAGUGGAUGAUGAAGUUAUUAUCAACCCAGUUACCGGCGAGCAGGCCAAAGGGGGGAAAAGAGGCAACGGACUGACAAGGAUGAUGGGGAGCUAUAUUGAUCAAGGGAUGACCUGGCGUGAUAUCCAAUGGAUCAGGAGUAUUACCAGUCUUCCAAUCAUCCUGAAAGGCAUUACCGGUGCUGAGGAUGCGAAGAUUGCGAUGCAGCACAAUGUCGAUGGUAUCUUGCUCAGCAACCACGGAGGACGCAAUCUUGACUACUCACCACCCUCGAUUCUCUUGCUACUGGAAAUGCACAAGAACUGCCCGGAGAUCUUUAACCAGAUGGAGGUAUACGUCGACGGUGGUUUCCGGCGAGGAGCUGAUAUUGUGAAAGCACUUUGCCUUGGAGCAAAAGCUGUUGGUAUCGGUCGUACCUUCCUUUAUGCAUUACACUAUGGGACGGAGGGCGUGGAGCAUCUUGUUCAGAGUAAGUGA